Messenger RNA from Manihot esculenta (cassava), 1734 nucleotides. RefSeq names its product serine hydroxymethyltransferase 4. Gene Ontology annotation, molecular function: zinc ion binding; cobalt ion binding; glycine hydroxymethyltransferase activity. The transcript is spliced from 4 exons. The record is from RefSeq and is a predicted model, not a curated record. NCBI's taxonomy places the organism in Eukaryota, Viridiplantae, Streptophyta, Magnoliopsida, Malpighiales, Euphorbiaceae. Bases 77 to 1492 code for a protein of 471 amino acids. Gene Ontology annotation, cellular component: cytoplasm. Gene Ontology annotation, biological process: folic acid metabolic process; tetrahydrofolate interconversion; L-serine catabolic process.
GGUUCACUCGUCACACCUCGCUCUCUCCACCUCUUAAUCCCUACCUUUCUCCCGCCUCCUCCCUCAAUCAUUCGAUAUGGAUCCAGUGAACGCUUGGGGCAAUUCUCCCCUAAACACCGUGGACCCUGAAAUCCACGACUUGAUUGAGAAGGAGAAGCGCCGCCAGUGCACCGGGAUCGAGCUCAUUGCCUCCGAGAACUUCACCUCUUUCGCUGUAAUUGAGGCCCUUGGCAGUGCACUUACAAACAAGUACUCUGAGGGCAUGCCCGGUAACCGUUACUACGGUGGCAAUGAGUUUAUUGACGAGAUCGAAAACCUCUGCCGUUCCCGCGCUCUUCAAGCUUUCCAUCUCGAUCCCACCAAAUGGGGUGUUAAUGUCCAGCCUUACUCCGGUUCUCCGGCUAAUUUCGCAGCCUACACUGCCGUUCUUCAGCCCCACGAUAGGAUUAUGGGGUUGGACCUUCCUUCCGGUGGUCAUUUGACUCAUGGCUACUAUACCUCUGGUGGCAAGAAAAUCUCCGCUACCUCGAUUUACUUUGAGAGCUUGCCUUACAAGGUUGAUUCUCAAACUGGGUACAUUGAUUAUGCUAAGUUGGAGGAGAAGGCAUUGGAUUUUAGGCCCAGGUUGAUUAUCUGUGGUGGCAGUGCUUACCCGAGGGACUGGGAUUACGCUAAGUUCAGGUCUGUUGCGGACAAGUGCGGUGCGCUGUUGCUUUGCGAUAUGGCUCACAUUAGUGGUCUUGUAGCUGCUCAGGAAGCUGCCAAUCCCUUUGAGUACUGUGAUAUCGUCACAACCACUACCCACAAAAGCUUGAGGGGUCCCAGGGCUGGUAUGAUCUUCUACCGGAAGGGGCCUAAACCAGCCAAGAAGGGUCAGCCGGAGGGUGCAGUUUAUGACUUUGAAGACAAGAUCAACUUCUCAGUCUUCCCCUCUCUUCAGGGUGGUCCCCACAAUCACCAGAUUGGUGCUCUGGCUGUUGCACUGAAACAGGUCAUGACCCCUGGGUUCAAGGCUUACGCCAAACAAGUCAAGGCAAAUGCAGUUGCCCUUGGAAACUACUUGAUGAGCAAGGGAUACAAGCUAGUCACUGGAGGAACUGAGAACCACCUUGUCCUUUGGGAUCUUCGACCUCUUGGAUUGACUGGCAACAAAGUUGAAAAACUGUGUGACCUUUGCAACAUCACUGUAAACAAAAAUGCUGUAUUUGGUGACAGCAGCGCUUUGGCUCCUGGAGGUGUAAGAAUUGGUACCCCGGCCAUGACAUCAAGAGGUUUGGUCGAGACGGACUUUGAGCAAAUUGGAGAAUUCCUCCACCGUGCUGUAACCAUCACUUUGAGCGUCCAGAAGGAACAUGGAAAGCUCUUGAAGGACUUUAACAAGGGUCUGGUGAACAACAAGGACAUUGAGGCCCUCAAGGCUGAUGUUGAAAAGUUUGCUUCCUCCUUUGACAUGCCUGGUUUCCUCAUGUCCGAAAUGAAGUACAAGAAUUAGAUGUAAUAAUUUCACAUUUUUUAAGCUCCUCAAUCAUUGAAAAUUUACUUUACUGUCCGCUGGAAAAAAAAAAGGGCUACUUCAUUCUCUCUUUGUUUUUUUUUCUUUUUUCGGUCUUAUAGGUUAGCUAUGAAAUUUUCAUGGAAUUUGAAGUUUACUGUUGGUGCUCAUGUUUUGUUAUUUGGGUAGGAUGUUUCAUCCUCUCAAUUCUGAAUGUAUUACCUCCUGUUGUCUUUUUUAUA